Penicillium macrosclerotiorum is the source of this 2124-nucleotide messenger RNA. RefSeq lists its product as uncharacterized. Lineage: Eukaryota; Fungi; Ascomycota; Eurotiomycetes; Eurotiales; Aspergillaceae. The transcript is spliced from 5 exons. The record is from RefSeq and is a predicted model, not a curated record. Gene Ontology annotation, molecular function: protein binding. Bases 1 to 2124 code for a protein of 707 amino acids.
AUGAAUAUCGACGACGUUUCUAACAUCCCACAGUACAUGGCAAUGCUGAAACAGCAAAAGGCCAAUAUCAAAAGAGCCCAAGGCUUGAAAGGCCAGAAGGCAACACCCAGCAAGUCAAGGAACGAAAUCCUCGCUCAGUUUACGCUUCGAAGAAUGAUGAGUAGUGGACCAAGUCCGGCAGACAAGAUGAACAUUCGAUCGUCGUUCCUACCACCUGCUUAUGCACCAUCGACUAUUCUUCUCGCUCGAUUGAGUAAGAUCAUGUUUCGAGAUCUUUGUCUGGAAACCCACCAUCGGGGACGAUACAUUCUUGUGAGAACAGUCACCCCAACUGACGUGAUGACUGCUGUGAUGGCGAUUGUCGAGGAUGAGGAUGAGAGAGUCUUGAUGAUACAGAUCUACAACCAAGGGGAAGAAUUUUCGAAGUUUCUGGAUCUCCCCGAGGGGGGUUGUGCUAGUGACAUUAUCCUUGUUCCUGGCUUCGAUGAGCGUAUCCCACUCUCCUGGAGAGCCCGGAUUAUAUCUGUCGAAGAAGGCUUGCCUGCUUUCUGGAAGGAACGAGGGAAUAAAUUCUUUGAGGAAAGCCGUUAUCAUUUUGCGAUUCAGUGCUAUACUAAGGCGCUAGAAUGCAAAUUGCCUCCCUCGCCUGAUCUCGCGAUCGCGACUCAGCUCAACCGUGCCCUUUGUGGCCUCAGAGCACGUCAAUUUGACGCGGCCCUUCUCGAUGCAGAUGCGGUGCUACAGAGAUCCGAGAUGUCUGAAAAGGCACUUUUCCGAAAAGCUCAAGCCUUAUACUGCCUUCGGAAGUUUCGAGAAUCCUGCGAAACACACAAGGUGCUGGGUAGGAACUAUCCAGAAAACUUGACAGCUCAGCACGAAUAUCAACGUGCAUCUGCCCGUCUUGCCGAAGAAGAUACUGGGGAAUACGAAUUCAAGAGAAUGAUUCUGGAAGCUAAGAAACGCCGCCCACCACAUCUCGAGCGUGGUACAUACUUUGGUCCGGUUACAAUCAAGUCUACCGAGUCUCAUGGACGGGGACUUUUUACAGCAGAAGCAGUGAAAGCCGGGGAUCUUUUACUCUGCGAAAAGGCAUUCGCUUAUGCCUUUCAUGACGAAAAGGGGUCGGGUGACCUGACGCUGCUCAUGAGUUCUGAUACCAAUCAGAUGAUACUUGGCACUCAAGGCCAACUCAUUGGGAUGAUUGCGCAAAAGCUCUACAGAAAUCCUUCUAUGUUAUCCAGGUUCAUUGACCUCCACCAUGGCACCCAUGAUUCCUUCGAUAUCCGCGUAGAUGGUCAAGUCGUCGUCGACACAUUUCUUAUUCAAAAGACAAUCAGUCUAAAUGGUUUUGGCUGUCCUCUUCUGUCGCGUCAAAGCCAUAUAAAAUCAAGUAUUUCGGAUGAUAUAGCGAAAGACGAAAACAAGAAGUUUCACUCAUCUGGUAUGUGGUGCAUGGCAUCAUACAUUAAUCACUCAUGUCUGAGCAACACUCGCCGCUCAUUCAUCGGGGAUAUGAUGAUUGUCCGCGCAAGCAGGGAUAUCGCCAAAGACACGGAGAUUACCUUCUGGUACCAAUCACCCAUCGGAAAUCAAGAUGAAAAACUGUCAGACCUCCAGAAUUGGGGUUUCAAGUGUGAUUGUGCAAUUUGUGACAGCAUUCGAGGUCUGAGUAAGACCGUACUAUCCACCCGAAAAAGACUUUCCGCUGAACUAGAAAAACUGUUCAAUUCAAAAAAAUUGAAACAGGCCCAAAUUGAGAGUACCCUUGCCAGUAUUGAACAAACAUACUCUCUGCCACCGUCCGAAGUCCCUUAUCUCGCGCUUUGGUCAGGUUAUCUGUCUCUCGCUGCCAUAUCUCUCACAUCCCAUCAAUUUGAAAAGGCUAUCAAAUUCGGACUGAAAUGUCUAGAGUCGCUUGGCUAUGUGAUUGAGGGUGCAAGUAGGACAGAUACCCAAGUAAAGGUCAUCAAGUGGGGGUUGAUGACCGAUGGUGUAGUUGGGUGCUGGAUGAUUCUCAGUCGCGCGUUCUGUGAAUUUGCGCCUAGCCUGAAGGUCUAUGCAGAAGAAUAUGCCAAAAUCAGUUACAGGAUUUGUGUGGGGGAAGAUGAAACAUUUGCGACAUAG